Anopheles bellator is the source of this 571-nucleotide messenger RNA. RefSeq names its product large ribosomal subunit protein mL55 (gene mRpL55). NCBI's taxonomy places the organism in Eukaryota, Metazoa, Arthropoda, Insecta, Diptera, Culicidae. The record is from RefSeq and is a predicted model, not a curated record. The transcript is spliced from 2 exons. Bases 34 to 372 code for a protein of 112 amino acids. Gene Ontology annotation, molecular function: structural constituent of ribosome. Gene Ontology annotation, biological process: translation. Gene Ontology annotation, cellular component: mitochondrial large ribosomal subunit.
GAACGUGCCGAAAGUCUGCCGAAGACUGUCGCAAUGCAUUUAUCUAGGAUUGUGCCGGCAUGUGCACCGUAUUUGAAUUCGGUAAGGUGCAUUUCCUGCAACAGUGCUGCGGUGGUAAAAGUGCAUCGAAGUAUUUACUCUCGCCGCUACCCAACCAUGGUGGUUCUUCCUGACGGGGCCACCAUCAACAUCAGCUAUCAUGAACCGCGAAGGAUAAUCAAGUUGCCCUUGGAUCUAAGCUUACUAUCCGAAGCUGAACGGAAAGCUCGUAUUGAGAAGCGCAAACCGAAGCAAAAGAUUCGUAUCGAGGACGAUGUAGAAGAGGAUACGUUCAAUGCCAACAAGUAUCUGAAGUACAUUAAAAAGAAGUAAACGUGUCGGAAACACACAUUAGUUGUAAAUAAAACAAUGCUGAUUAGUUGUAUACCCAUGUAAUUAAAACUUCGUUUAGUUUUUCAUUUAAAACUUGUACGAGACCGGUCUUCCCAAUGUGAAAGAGAGGCAACAACGCAGGAACGCAGACAGGUUCGAAAAGAAAGUGCGGUCAGCAAAUACCGGGACUGAUUUUCCA